This is a messenger RNA of Cavenderia fasciculata, 291 nucleotides long. RefSeq lists its product as uncharacterized. Lineage: Eukaryota; Evosea; Eumycetozoa; Acytosteliales; Cavenderiaceae. The record is from RefSeq and is a predicted model, not a curated record. The transcript has 3 exons. The coding region runs from base 1 to 291 and encodes 96 amino acids.
AUGAAUAAUAUUAUAGAUGUCCUUGGUCAAGUGAUUGAACAAUCAUUAAAAUCAGAUCAUCACUAUGUUUUCACAAUUGCAGAAUGUUUGAUUCUACAACCCAAACAAGAAUUAAUCUUGGACACACGAUUAGCACCAAGUAUUAUUGGUUUUUUACAUCAACCCGAUCUGAAUCAAGAUAAACUUGAUCUGGUAAUCAGAUAUUUCAACAAGGUUGAGUUGUCAGCCAAUAAAGAAAAUGGUGUAACAGUAUCGCUCAACUGUUGUUGGAACCAGAAUUUUGCAACCUAG